AUCCACUUUUUUUCAAAUGCAAUACAGUUGACACUGUAAUACACCUCGUGUAUUCCCCGUCCUCAUCUUCUCUCUCUUUCUCUCUCAUCUUCCAAGAUUAAGUUUCCUCUGAUAGACAUGGUUACCUGUGAUUUCAAUCAACAACCUGUGGGCUUCAAUUCCCUCCCUCUUCUCAAAAAACCACCUUCCUCUAUUCAGCUGGUUAAAGCCUAGGUCAAUGGGAAACCAUUGAGUUGUGAUACAUAAAGUAAUAACAAAAAAAAAAUGAUUGAAAAAAGUGAAAUCACCAAUUGUUAUAUUUUGUUAUCAACUCCUUCUUUAAUAAAUAGCGAUAUUAAUCAUCCACCAUAUGAUUUUGUAGUUGAUAAAAAGGGUUUUGUGUGAACACAAAACUCAUAUUAAUUUCAGUUUAUCUUGUCAUUUACCUAAUCACCAACCAACCAUCAACUAACGAUCAAUUUAACAUCAACCCAAACUCAUCCAACUAUUGACCAGUGCAAAGUGUCUUUACUAUCAAUUGUGAUCUAAUCAACCUCAUCUUGUUUUUGUUUUUGUUUUGUUUUCACUAAUCAAUUGUUUUGGGUUCAUCAAGUUAUCAUGAAGACUCCGAGUUGGAAAAAAUGGUUAAUACUAAUUGUUGGAUUAAUGGAGAAUCUAAUUUUCACUGGAAGCAUUCUCGGUUGGUCUGCAUUGAAUUACAUGCUUAAAGAAGAAGGUGUUUUUGAAAACCUUUGUGAUUUACCCGUAAAUUCAGACAUUCAUAUUCCAAUGAUUCCAAGCAUUUUGCAAAACUAUUCAACAAUUGAAUAUCUUCCCUUUGAAACACACAAUUUAAUGCCACCAUCAACCCAAUCAUCAUUAAUAACAUCAUCAAAUGUUUCAAGCGUCUUUUACACCAACCAAGAUCUGACUGAUAAUUCAACACGCUUAUCAUCAAUAAUAUCUUCUCUGUCAUCAACACCAACGCCAUCAACAUUAACAAUUACAAGCAAAACCUGUGCAACUCAGGAUCGUGUUUUAAAUUUAGCUUUCACUGUUGGAACCUUUUUCAAUGGCUUUACUGCCUUUGUUUGGGGAUUUUUGCUUGACAAAUGGGGCUUGAGAAGGGUUCGUCUCUUGAUCAAUGCGUUUUUAACACUUGGUAGUAUUUUACUUUGUUUCACCUCAAGAGCUCGAUCAUACUUGAUAUUUCCAUCAGUUAUACUUCUAUGCCUCGGUGGCGUUCCUCUUCGAAUUGCCAAUAUGCAAAUAGCCAAUCUAUUUCCAAAACAGCGAUCAUCUGUAAUUACCUUCUAUAGUGGAGCUUUCAGUGCGUCAGCGUUCACUUUUGUCAUUCUUAAAUUUAUGUUUGACGCUGGAUUAUCUUUCUAUUGGACCAGCUUUACCCUUGUACUAUUAAGUCUUGCCAUGUUACCAGCAACCUUUUUCUUAUUACCUUCAACUGUUAUCAAAGAGGAUGAUCUAUCUGGUUCUAAGCUUGCCUUAACCUUUACCGGAAAUCGUAAAUAUUAUGAGAAAAAUAUUACCGGUCCAGUUACAUUAGAAAAAUUUCGUUCCCUGAAAAGUCCUUCAACGGGACGCAAAGUAUUUUCAUCAUUUUCAUCAAACACAUCAUCUCUAUCUCCAUCCAUAGAGAUUCCAAAUAAACUUUCUUCAGGUCUACCCAUUCCUCAAAGGACUACAUAUGAAGCAGAUAAUUUAGCUUAUGUUUCUCAUGGAUCUGACGAUGAUAGUUUAGGUAACCUUUCACACAUUUCAACGACAUCGACUGUUACAACAGGAGCAACGACGCCAACCUCAUCAGUUGAUGGUUCACCUUCAUUAUCUGCGUCAACAGUUACACCAAACCCUAGUGUUUCCCCACCACCAGUUCCAUUGAAAGUUUCACUCUUCUCUUUAGCCUUCCUUCUUCAUCAAUGGUGGUUCUCUUGGCUUAUAACAUACAUGAUUAUGUAUGUUGGAUCCAUGAAUCUUUGGUUAAAUCGUGUUACCCAUGAUGCAGUGGUUGCAGGCAACUUUACUAAAAUUUAUGGUCUCAUUCAAAUACUGUCUCUUGCCAUAGCUCCUUUAGCUGGAUUUUGGAUGGACUAUCAAGUUAAUCAAGCAGAUUUAGUCGCAGAUCCACUAGAAAGGAAAUUAAAACGCAUUAAUUCAGGCUUCUGGCCCAUGAUGUUCACGACAGCAACUUUAGCAGGAAUUUUGGCUUGUCGAUUCUUUAAUACUCCACUUGCCAUUUAUAUAUCGAUACUUUUCAUAACCUUUCUACGUUCUUUCCUCGUCGCUGUUGCCUCAGCUUUCUUAAGAAUAAGGUUUCCUGGUGACCAUUUCGCUCGAUUACUUGGUAUUAUGAGCACCUUUGGAGCAAUUAUCUCAUUAUUACAGUUUCCUCUUUUCAUUUGGGAGGCGAGUUCACCUGAAUGUGCUUUAUGGGUCAAUCUAUUCAAUUGUGUUUGCACUGUUUUGGCGUUUUUAAAUCCCCUUCAUCUUGCAUCAAGAAGACUACAGAAACGGUUGCUGGAAAAGGAAGAAAGACAGUUAAUUCUCGCUCAAAGUUAAUUUUGAACGCUUAUUAAUCACUGGUGAUCAGGGUCCUAAACCAUCAACUUUCAAUAAUCAUUUGAAUUUUCAUUAUUUCAUCUUGUAAUUUAACUAAAGCCAAAACAAUUGUUGACCUCAACCUUUGUUGCUCCUUGUUAAUAUUUAACCCAUUUUGUUUUUCACUAAUCAAAUGGCUAAUAGUAAUUAAACUUGACAAUCUUAAAGGUUUUCAAGGGUUGCUACUUAUUGCAUUGUACUUCCAGUGGCGUGUACAAAGUACGAUGUGUUUGUUUUUUAUAAAUAUUUUGAAAUUUUAACAUUUAUCUAUUUAUUAAUUUCCAAAUUUGAUAUAAAUAUUAAUUGUUAUUUGUAUUGUGCUAAUUAAAAACUUAUUGCCAAAAAAUUAAAAUAAAUCUUAAG
Tetranychus urticae (two-spotted spider mite) is the source of this 2958-nucleotide messenger RNA. Its product is annotated as equilibrative nucleobase transporter 1. The record is from RefSeq and is a predicted model, not a curated record. Gene Ontology annotation, molecular function: transmembrane transporter activity. NCBI's taxonomy places the organism in Eukaryota, Metazoa, Arthropoda, Arachnida, Trombidiformes, Tetranychidae. Gene Ontology annotation, biological process: transmembrane transport.